CUGUGUGUAUAACACACGUUGUUUUGGAUUGUUUAGUAGUAAAACAUUUCUUAGGUAAAUUUAAUUUAUAGAUAUAAACAAUUUUCAGUAGAAAUGUUUUGUUCCGUUAAGACAUAAUUUGCAGAUUCGAAUGAACAUUUUUAUUUUUAAAGUGCGUAUUAUAAUAACUUUUUGGGAAUAUUAUAAUACUGGUAUUGGUUAAUAUUUCUGGAAAUAGAACAUUUUUUAUUCAAACCUUGAAACAUUAUAUUUUUCGUUGAUAAAAAAACUGCUUUAUGCUCACAAAAACGUUUAACAAUUAACAAAGUUUGAUAUGAGAAUGCAACGAAAUAUUUGUACCAAGCUCCAAGGAGGAUUCUUACGUCGUUGGUGGGUGGCUGUGAUAUUUGGUUUACUGAUCGUUAUCGCGGCUGGAAUCAUAGCUGUUACCUUUCCUAGUAUCAUUAAUUAUAUAAUUCAUCAUGAAAUUGCAUUACGAGAAGGUGGACGCACGUUUUAUUGGUGGAAAGAUCCACCUGUCACACCGCAAAUGCAUGUCUAUAUAUACAACGUCACAAAUGCCGAAGAAUUUCUCAAUAACGGGCAAAAACCUAUUUUAGAUGAAGUUGGACCCUACAUUUAUCUUCAAACUUGGGAAAAAGUAAAUGUGAAAUUUAAUUCGAACGACACUGUGACUUAUAAUGUAAAGAAGAAAUUUGUAUUCUCUGAGACUUUAUCAGGUCGCUCUGAAGAAGAUGUAGUUAUUGUACCUAAUGUUCCUAUGUUGUCAGCGACUUCACAAUCGAAGAAUGCUGCUCGAUUCCUUCGAUUAGCAAUGGCUUCAAUUAUGGAUAUUCUUAAGAUAAAACCAUUUGUUGAGGUUACUGUGGGACAACUACUAUGGGGAUAUGAAGAUAGUCUGCUGAAACUUGCGAAAGACGUAGUUCCAGAUCAAAAGCUUCCAUACGAACAAUUUGGAUUAUUUUAUGAAAAAAAUGGCACUAGCAAAGAUAACUAUACGAUAUUCACUGGAAAGAAUGAUAUAACUCACUAUGGACUUCUUGAUAAUUGGAACGGUAAAAAUUUUUUCGGCCAUUGGAAUUCACCACAAUGUGAUACAGUCAUGGGAAGCGAUGGUAGCAUUUUUCCUCCUCAGAUAACCAAAAAUACCGUCUUGAAAAUAUUCGAUAAAGAUCUCUGCAGAGUUUUACCACUUGUAUAUAAGCAUGAAGUUACAACCGCAGCUGGAGUUCCUGGAUUUAGAUUCGUUCCAGCGAUAGACGUAUUUUCGUCACCACAACGUGUGCCAUCUCAACAGUGUUUUUGUCCUUCAGGACCACCUUGCGCUCCAGAAGGUACAUUCAAUGUUUCACUCUGCCAGUAUGACUCACCAAUUCUUCUCAGUUUCCCUCACUUCUAUUUAGGUGAUCCUACAUUGAGGGAUGCUUUCAUAGGAAUAACAACCCCUGAUGCAGAGAAGCAUCAAUUAUUUAUUGACGUACAGCCUAUAAUGGGAACUGCUUUGAGAGCAAGAGCAAGAAUACAAAUUAACAUAGCGGUCAGCCAAGUCAAAGAUAUUAAGCAAGUUGCAACUUUUCCCGAUAUAGUUUUCCCAUUAAUAUGGUUUGAAGACGGUAUUGAUCAGUUACCAGAUAAAGUGACUUCGUUACUAAAAAUUGCAGUGGAUUUACCUCCGAUUGCUCAUACAGUGAUAACAAGUGUCUUAGCCUCAAUUGGUUGUAUUAUAUUCUUUAGUGCAAUUUUUUGCUUGAUUCGUGCAGCAAAUCGACAAGAAAAAUUGCAUUUAAGUGCACCAAUAUCUGUAACGAAACCUAACAAAAAUUUGGCUUCAGAGUUUCAAAAUCCUAGUCAAGGAAUUUUUUUCUAAAUAAUGAAUGUUGAUGCACCAAAGAAGUCUUAGGAGCAUUAAAGUUUGAAGAGUUAAUAUAUAUUUAUACUUUUUGAGGAUGGGUAAGGAAAAAGGGACAACGGUUAAUGUAAUUAUUUAUCAUAAAAAAAAUAUAGAAAAAAAAAAAUUUAUUCUAUAAAAAAGGGGAAAAAUGAAUCAAU
Molecule: messenger RNA, 2049 nt
Organism: Trichogramma pretiosum
Lineage: Eukaryota; Metazoa; Arthropoda; Insecta; Hymenoptera; Trichogrammatidae
Gene: emp
Product: scavenger receptor class B member 1
Exons: 6
Coding region: 314-1867 (517 amino acids)
Cellular component (GO): cytoplasm; membrane
Molecular function (GO): scavenger receptor activity
Source: RefSeq, a predicted model, not a curated record